UUAGGUGAUCUAUAUAUAUCUAUAUCGUAUAGCUUAUAGCUUAUAUCUAUUUUAAAUAACUUAAAGCCGCUAAAAUUUGGGGGGGAACAGCUUUCGCCCUGGAGCGGUGCGCGAUGCUGUCUCACGCCGACCUCCUGGACGCCAGGCUAGGUAUGAAAGAUGCCGCCGAGCUUCUGGGCCACCGGGAGGCGGUGAAGUGUAGGCUGGGCGUGGGGGGCUCCGACCCUGGGGGCCAUCCGGGGGACCUAGCCCCCAAUUCCGACCCAGUGGAGGGAGCCACUUUGCUGCCUGGGGAGGACAUCACCACCGUGGGCUCGACGCCGGCCUCGCUGGCGGUGAGCGCCAAGGACCCCGACAAGCAGCCGGGGCCCCAGGGCGGCCCGAACCCCAGCCAAGCCGGCCAGCAGCAGGGCCAACAGAAGCAGAAGCGCCACCGGACGCGCUUCACCCCGGCACAGCUCAACGAGCUGGAGAGGAGCUUCGCCAAGACUCACUACCCCGACAUCUUCAUGAGAGAGGAGCUGGCGCUGCGUAUCGGGCUCACCGAGUCCCGCGUGCAGGUCUGGUUCCAGAACCGGCGCGCUAAGUGGAAGAAGCGCAAGAAGACGACCAACGUGUUCCGCGCGCCGGGCACGCUGCUGCCCACGCCGGGCCUGCCGCAGUUCCCGUCGGCCGCCGCCGCCGCCGCCGCCGCCAUGGGCGACAGCCUGUGCUCUUUCCACGCCAACGACACCCGCUGGGCGGCGGCCGCCAUGCCCGGCGUGUCGCAGCUGCCGCUGCCGCCCGCGCUGGGCCGGCAGCAGGCCAUGGCGCAGUCGCUGUCCCAGUGCAGCCUGGCCGCCGGGCCGCCGCCCAACUCCAUGGGCCUGUCCAACAGCCUGGCCGGCUCCAACGGCGCGGGGCUGCAGUCGCACCUCUACCAGCCCGCCUUCCCCGGCAUGGUGCCCGCCUCCCUCCCCGGCCCCAGCAACGUCUCCGGCUCGCCCCAGCUCUGCAGCUCCCCGGACAGCAGCGACGUGUGGCGGGGCACGAGCAUCGCCUCCCUCCGCCGCAAGGCGCUAGAGCACACAGUGUCCAUGAGCUUCACUUAAUGCCGCCGCGCCCCGCCCGCUCCGUGCCCGGCGCCGCGCCCCCCGCCCCGGGGCCGCCCCGCCGCCCUCCCCGCGCGCGCCCGGGCCCCCGCUCCCUGCUCGGGCUCCUGCCCCGGCGCCCUCGCCCGGGCCCGACCUGGCCUCCGCCGCGUCUCGUCUUGUCCUCUUCUCUCCCUCCCCACCGGCUCGGGCCCACCCGCCGCCUGAUUUCGCUCGCCCGGGUUCCCUGCUUCCUCGGCCCUCCUCUUUCCUCCACCCACCCAGCUCUUUUCCCGGCCCUGUCUCCAGCGCAUCCUCCCACCCCUCCGCCCCGGACCCCGUCCCGCCAGCCCCGCCGGCCUCCCCCGCGCUCGCACGCGGCGCGCCCGGGCCUAACUCCCGGCCUUCCGACCUGCGGCGGCCACGCUCACACCUUCAACACGACGCCUACGACCCCCUCGCCCGCCGCCGCCACUUGGGCCCCUUCUUUCCCCGCACCUGCCACCCUUCCCUCCUCCCGCACCCUUGCCCAAAGCCUCCUUCCCGCCAUUUACUUACCAGGGAGUCGACUCAGGAUCUGAAAUCAGACACCAAUGGACUGGAUUGUGGGCAGAAAACACACACACUCGCACUCUGGCUCACUCGCAGACACUCCGCGCGCGCGCACACACAUACACACACGCAGUGCAUCUAGGUCACACACAGACGUGUUCAAGGGACAGCACAAUGUUAGGGAUUUUUGUCUUAAAGGAGGACAAGCCUCUGCUAACCAACCGUCUCAUCUGAGGGCCCAACUGAUGUAGUCAUUGGAUUUAUCCUUGCAUUUAUUGUUUCUCUGAACUCCUCUCUUUACCUCCCCUUGCCCCGUUCACGCAGUCACAUCCGUGCAAACCUCUAUUGGCUUGCCACCAAACGCUUUUCAUUUGAUCUUGUUUUGAUUUCUUAAGCACAACCAUGUGGGGAUGGAAGGGAAGGCUUCUCAGGAGGAACAUGCCAGUAGAUUAGGUGGCUGGAGUAGACUAAGGCAGUCAGUUGAUGAAGAAGAGGUGAUCCUACCCAUUUUGAUAAGUCUUUAUAAGGAAGAACAAAAUAGACGUGUAAGAAAACAUUCCUUUUGUAAAAGCAAAGCCACAUUUCUUUACUGGAUCUUUCAGGACUAGGAUUUGUCUGCUUCCUUUUCUGUUUCUCUCUCCUCACUGCUCUGUGCCCUUGGUUGUUUUGUGGUCGUCCUGUCGUCCCUCGUGCCCCGUGGCCCCUGCUGGCCACUGACAGGUGCACUUGGACAUCUACAAUCCUGCAACUUUGUACAGAGAAACACAAUCAGCUCUUUCUGCAUGUGCUGGUCAAAUCCAAACCCAGAGAACAGAAGCGCUUUCGAAGAAUGAACAUGUGAAAUAGGAUGUUUUGUGUAGAUAAAGCAUUCUUGUUACAUACUGGUCAAUUUGUGAUAUGAUUUAACUUAUUGUCUGUGCUUAUUUAUGGAAUUUGGUUUUCUUAAUAAAUGUUUGAGCUAAUAUAAAGCAUAUUAUUUGACUUUUCCGGACAAGUUUAUAUCAACUUAAAUGUAAAUGGAUUAAAAUAAAAUCAU
This is a messenger RNA of Sorex araneus (European shrew), 2658 nucleotides long. It is a transcript of the gene OTP, whose product is annotated as orthopedia homeobox. The transcript has 3 exons. The record is from RefSeq and is a predicted model, not a curated record. Gene Ontology annotation, biological process: neuron differentiation; regulation of DNA-templated transcription. Bases 114 to 1091 code for a protein of 325 amino acids. Lineage: Eukaryota; Metazoa; Chordata; Mammalia; Eulipotyphla; Soricidae. Gene Ontology annotation, molecular function: DNA-binding transcription factor activity, RNA polymerase II-specific; DNA binding.